Molecule: messenger RNA, 1179 nt
Organism: Leptosomus discolor (cuckoo roller)
Lineage: Eukaryota; Metazoa; Chordata; Aves; Leptosomiformes; Leptosomidae
Gene: HPD
Product: 4-hydroxyphenylpyruvate dioxygenase
Biological process (GO): L-tyrosine catabolic process
Cellular component (GO): Golgi membrane; endoplasmic reticulum membrane
Molecular function (GO): 4-hydroxyphenylpyruvate dioxygenase activity
Source: RefSeq, a predicted model, not a curated record
ACAUCUUACACAGACAAAGGAGAAAAGCCCCUGCGAGGCCGCUUCAUCCAUUUCCACUCCAUCACCUUCUGGGUCGGCAAUGCCAAGCAGGCUGCAUCCUACUACUGCAACAAGCUGGGGUUCGAGGAGCUGGCAUACCGGGGGCUGGAGACUGGCAGCAGGGAGGUGGUCUCACAUGCCAUCAAGCAGGACAAGAUUGUGUUUGUUCUCUCAUCUGCUCUCAACCCAGGGAAUGAGGAGAUGGGGGAGCACCUGGUGAAGCACGGUGAUGGGGUGAAGGACAUCGCCUUUGAAGUGGAGGACUGCGACUUCAUCGUGCAGAAAGCCAAGGAGCGUGGAGCCGUGGUGGUGAAGGAGCCCUGGGUGGAGGAGGACAAAUUCGGGAAGGUGAAGUUCGCCGUGAUCCAGACGUACGGUGAUACCACCCACACCUUGAUAGAAAAGCUCAACUACAAGGGCCUUUUCCUACCUGGGUACCACCCGCCCCUCUUCAAGGACCCCCUGCUGCCAAAGCUACCAAGUGCCAAGCUCAACUUCGUUGACCAUGUCGUGGGGAACCAGCCUGACCUCCAGAUGGUCCCAGUGGCAGACUGGUACCAGAAGAACCUGCUUUUCCACCGCUUCUGGUCAGUGGACGACAAGCAGCUGCACACUGAGUUCAGCGCCCUGCGCUCCAUUGUGGUCACCAACUACGAAGAGACCAUUAAGAUGCCCAUCAAUGAGCCAGCCCCUGGCAAGAAGAAAUCCCAGAUUCAGGAAUAUAUCGACUACUAUGGAGGGGCUGGAGUCCAGCACAUCGCGCUGAACACCUCCGACAUCAUCUCGGCGAUCACCAACCUGAAGCAGCGGGGUAUGCAGUUCAUGGACGUGCCGUCCAGCUACUACCAGAUGCUGCGGGAGAGGCUGAAAUCUGCCAAAAUCAAAGUGAAGGAGAACAUCGACAAGCUGGCGGAACUGAAAAUCCUGGUGGAUUUUGAUGAGAAAGGCUACUUGCUCCAGAUCUUCACCAAACCAGUUCAAGACAGACCCACGGUCUUUCUGGAGGUCAUCCAGCGGCACAACCACCAGGGCUUCGGUGCUGGGAACUUCAAAUCUCUGUUUGAAGCAAUAGAAAUCGAUCAAGAUGCAAGAGGAAAUCUGACCAUCCUGGAGCCCAACGGGGAGACCAAGCGCAUCUAG